Drosophila obscura is the source of this 2014-nucleotide messenger RNA. RefSeq lists its product as uncharacterized. Lineage: Eukaryota; Metazoa; Arthropoda; Insecta; Diptera; Drosophilidae. The transcript is spliced from 2 exons. The record is from RefSeq and is a predicted model, not a curated record. The coding region runs from base 1025 to 1624 and encodes 199 amino acids.
GACCGACCGACCGAUCAGGCGACUUGUGGUAACAAGUACCGCCUAUUGGCCUAGCUGCAUGCAACAAUAGACACCUUUUUGUAAGCAACAACGGGGGGCUAAUCAACUUCAAACGGCGAACAAUUGUUACCGAAUAUCAAACAAAUUUUUGACAGGCCAGCGGCUGAUUUUUGUUUUUGGUCUGGCAAUGGCAAAAACACACUGGACGGGACGGGCGGGAACGGGAAAUGGCAGUGAAGAUUACCAAGAAGCGCACCACACAGUUUGAUUGAUGCAAAAUGAUUGAAUCUUAUUGAACGGCUGUUUUUUGUUAAGGUGCAUCGGGGCACUUAACAUCCAUCAAAACACUAAACGAGGAGUAUUUAGAACGGCAGACACAGAAACAGCAGCAGCAGCAACAACUGCCGGUUGACAUAUGAGCAACAGCAACAGUCCCAACAGCAGCAGCAGCAGGCUGAAGAAUCAGCUAAAAGAAGAAAGGAACUUUUGCCGCCACACCAAGUACCCCCAAUCCAAGCCCCAAGGAGCGGCUACUACACAGAACUUUUUGGACCUAACAAGCAGCAGAGCCGGCCCAGAAUUAUGUAACAACUGCUGCAAAUGCAGUUGCAGUUGCACUGGCACUGGGCACUGGCCGCAAAUUUGCAAGUCAAGUCACUGGAGAUGUCACUCCGCGGAUAGACACUCCGGACAGCUGAGCAAAGCUGCCGCCGCGCAUCGUUGUGGCCCAGGCCCUGGCCCGGCCCGGCCCGGUUCCGACAAUGGCAAACCGUUGCCUGCCCGUUCGACUUAAUCUUAGCAUGAUUGUGCAAUAUUUGUGGAGUGUCUGUGCUAGUGUCCGUUGUCCUGGCAAGGUUGUUAUGGACGCACGCUGUUUGUUUGUGCCUGUAAACAUGUGUGCAGGCAGGCAGGCAGUCGAGAAAACCCGCUAACCCAACCACCGCUGCUUAACCAACCACCGCUGCUUAACCAUCCAACGCUGCUUAACCAUCCACCGCUGCUUAACCCUUGAGUCUGGCGAAGGAUGAUCUCACGCCGCGACAAAUUGCUGCAACAGCCGUGGGAGCAGCUACGCUAUGCCCAGCAUCGGGAGAAGGUGAUGUCUGCCCGCCCGGCCAUCGAUACGCAUACGCCACGCAUCCACGAGCACGUCCAACGCAAGUGGAAGAAGCAGCAGAACGAGCGUGAGCGUCAGCAGCAGAUCGAGCGUGAAAAUCUACGGCUGCUGCAGAAGCUGGGCGACAUCAUGCGAACGAAACGAAUCAACAAUCUCUGGCUGGAGCCGCGACCCAAUUUUCUGAACCGCGAGAAGCAGUUCCCCACACGCCCGUACUCCAGUCUGCCAGAGAUUGUCACCAUUUAUGGCAAUCAGCCGCCGGGUCCGCUCAUCUAUGGCAUGCUGCCCAAGCCCACUGUGGUGGGUCGCUGUCCCACCUGCAGCGGCAAUCCGGAACGCACCGAGGUGGCCAUACCCGAGCAGCGUACACCCUGGGCACCGGCCAGAAAGUCCUGGAACCGCAAGACCCAACAGCCGCUGCAGCAGCAACGUUGCUACCACUGCGGCUCUUUCAAGAGCACCGAGCGCAAGUUCUUCGAGGACUACUCCUACUCCUUUGACGGAUGAUGAAGCGACAAAGCAAUUACGAAAAUUAAAUGCGCAUUUAUUAAUCAAGCCUUUGGUAUGUUGGGCGGCAGGGUGGCAAAGGUGAGGAAACCUGUGUGCCCGGGCAGCGUUUGGGGAUUGCUCGAUGUGAGGUACUUCUUCAGCUCCUUGGGUGUUUUGCUCUCCUCAGCGUUGGGUGUGGUGUUGGCGGCGACUGGCUCAUUUGUUUUGGGCAAUUUAAGAAACUCCAAAUCGAUGACGGGCAGUGAACGGGUCUUGAUGACGCUCUCCUGCUGCAGCACCUCCAUGGAGCAGAUCUCAUUGAAGCCCAGUUUGGUCAGUUCUUGGAUGCAGCGCUGUGACUGCUCAAUGCAAGGUGAGAAUGAGCAAAAGCGGCCGCCUGUGGAAUGA